Fusarium fujikuroi IMI 58289 is the source of this 1245-nucleotide messenger RNA. RefSeq names its product related to hydroxylase. Lineage: Eukaryota; Fungi; Ascomycota; Sordariomycetes; Hypocreales; Nectriaceae. Bases 1 to 1245 code for a protein of 414 amino acids. The record is from RefSeq and is a predicted model, not a curated record. The transcript is spliced from 5 exons. Gene Ontology annotation, molecular function: FAD binding.
AUGGCUGACAAACGUCCCUUCAGAGUUGUGAUUGUCGGCGCGAGUGUCACGGGGCUUAGCCUGGCAAACAUGCUCCUGGCCAAUGGCAUCGACUUUCUGGUGCUGGAGGCUUAUCCCACUGUAGCGCCUCAGGUCGGGGCUAGCAUCGGGCUACUACCUCAUGGAAAUCGCAUCCUAGACCAGCUCGGCUUAUAUGAAAGAGUCAUGGGAAUCGCGCCUCCCAUACAGACUUUCAAUUUCCGAGACACGAAUGGUCAAAUUCUAGCCUGUCAUCGAGAGAUGGAUAAGCGCAUUAUCGAGAGGCAUGGAUACCCCAUGGUCUUCCUCGACAGGCAGAUGCUUCUCAAAGUGCUUUACAACAGUAUAAGGGAUAAGACAAAAGUCUUGACACACAAGCGAGUUGUCAGGACUGAUUUGGUCAAUGGGGGAGUUCAUGCAGUCACAUCAGACGGAACGAUUAUUGCUGGUGACAUUCUUGUUGGAGCAGAUGCGCACAAGUUCCAUCCGGUGGAUGGCCAAGGUGGCAACGCUGCUAUUGAGAGCGCGGCUCUACUGACGAACAACCUCGUGAAUGCACUCAAACGGAGCCCUUCAGGACGUCUCACCACCGUCCAAGUCGAGUCCAUGUUCGCAGAUGUCCAAUCUCGGCGCAAGCCCAGGCUGGCACUCAACCAUCGUUACUCACAUAACCGCGCGAACACGGAAGCACUUGAUACGCCUCUGAAGAAGCUUAUGACGAUCCAUCUGCUUCCGCUGGUAGAUGAGCAAGUCGUCACUCUUGGCUAUUGCUCUCAACAUCCUGGUGGGGAAAUGCUGGAUAUGCUUCCAGUGCAUCACCAUGAGAACUUGACACCAUACAAACAGGAACUGCUUUGCGAGCCAACGUCAAGAGGCAGCAUACAAUGGGUACUAGUGGUGACGUAUGUGGUCUUCACAGUUAUCGCAGCCUCUGCAGGCAAAUACGGUCCUAAUCCAACCGAUGGAUCUGUUCCGCAUGACCACUGGAUCGACAAGGCUUCGAUAUUGAGUCUCGAGGCUCUAAAGGUCAACGCAUUUGGCCAUUCCAUCCAACCCAUCGUCAUUGUCAUGGUUGAAGGCUAUCGCGGAAGAAACGAACUCACGCCUCUUGGACUACCUGCCUUGUGGCUCAUGAUCAUUCAAUGCGCCGGAAUCGGAGUCGCCAUGCCGUUAUACUAUCUUUUCUACACCUUGAUAUCGGAUAUCGAUUUUACUGGUGGUCUCUGA